Pyrus x bretschneideri (Chinese white pear) is the source of this 1161-nucleotide messenger RNA. RefSeq lists its product as uncharacterized. Lineage: Eukaryota; Viridiplantae; Streptophyta; Magnoliopsida; Rosales; Rosaceae. The transcript has 2 exons. The coding region runs from base 1 to 897 and encodes 298 amino acids. The record is from RefSeq and is a predicted model, not a curated record.
AUGGACGCCAGAGAUGGAUGGCACGUGCCAUAUGGUGAGACUGGUGCUCUGGAUAAGGCGAUAAUCAACCGCACAAUGAUCAGAUUCCGGCCGAUCGCUCCGAAACCGGCGGAUGGCGGCUCUUCCUCCGGUACGACUUCGGCGGAUGGUAAAACCGUUCUUAGUGCAAGCAAAAGAGUCAAGAGGAAGUACAUUAGGGUUGCAAAGAACCCUAAAAAUAAUAACAGCGCCAGAAAAAUAAUAAACAGUAAAUCUUCCGCAGAAGAUAAUCCGACGGCUGUAGUCACUCUUCAGCUGAUGCCGGAAAAAACAGACCCGAGAGAUUUUUCAGGUAGUGGAUCUUGGUGUACUACCGUUGAUCCUACGGUUGUUAAAACAUCGGAUAACAGGGAGUUGCCUACGUGGAUGACCCUAAACCCUAAGAUGAACUGGUCCGUCUGGAACGCGGACACACGAUCCGGCACAGAUAGUACGGCGGUGGUGCCUCGGCUGGCGGCGGUGGACUCGUGGGUGACGGUGGAAAGCGUGACAGACACGUGCAUGGUUGUACGAGGUUUAGGUUGCACGGACGUGGAGAAACUGAAGAGUUUGGAUAAAGACACGUGUCCGGGGUUUAUAUCUGACGGUUUUAACAGAGUGCAGUGGGUGAACGAGGCCUACAAGAGGAUGGUGAACUACGUGGAGGGGCAGUCGCCGCCGGCGGAGGCUGGGGUGUGCCUGGCUACGAAAGAGAGCCUGCCGUAUACUCACCCAGCGUUCAGUUGCCGGGUGAGGCUGCAGUACUACACGAGGCAGAAGGAGAAGUGCUCGAACAUGGUGCCGUGCGAUGUGUGGAGGAUGGAGUGCGGGUUGGCUUGGAGGCUGGACAUCAAGGCGGCGCUUAGUUUGGGUCUGUGAACCAGAAGCAAAGCUGGAGUGGACAAAAUACAGAUCAGCUACAUGUGUGUGGGACGUGACUCACUUUGACCAAAAUUCUAAUGGAGUUGAAGAAAAUGACCACAGCUGCAUGUUUUGAGGAGUUAAAAGAUCAACAGUUAUGAAUUUUUAGUUAAGCGACCAUUACUCCAAUUAGGUUAAAAUUGAUGAACUAUUGCUACAAUUUUCUCAGAUUUUAAAUGUAUAUUUUAUUUUGAAAAAAGCAAGGAUACUAUUUGAAUAUAA